This is a messenger RNA of Staurois parvus, 256 nucleotides long. Lineage: Eukaryota; Metazoa; Chordata; Amphibia; Anura; Ranidae. The record is from the annotation of a GenBank genome assembly.
CUAAGAAAUAUGGGAGCUGGAUUCUGUAUUGGGCUGACUUGCUGUGAAUAAUGGUGAACUGACAGGAAGAGACAACCAUUUCAUGCACAGGACAUCAGUGGACAGACCUAGGGGCGGACUGACAACGCAUGGGGCCCCCGGGCAAUUGGGGAUCAUGGGGCCCCUGUGUCCUUGCCCAAACUCAAAAAAGCCUAUGAAAAAGGUACCAGGGGCAUCUCAUGGGGCCCCCUACUGACCCCGGGCCCUCGGGCAGUGC